AUGAAUACCAAUCACCAAAAAGAACUUGACGAGUCCAGGGACGAGGACGAGACUCCGACUAUAUCCUCUGCGAAGCCAACUCGGUUUAUAGUCGCUUUCACCAACAAUGUAUUCAUCAAGGGUGACCCCAAGCGUCUCUUCAUCUUCUCAGGAGAGGAGCAAACUUCUUCAUCUUCUUCUUCUUUGGUAGCCACUCUAGACAUGACAAUACCCUCAGUGACCAUGAACGGCGGCUUCAACUGUACUUCCGUCCAUGGCUUUCUCGCUUGUUGUCAACGUUUACAAUUCACUAUAUGUAACCCUAGCACAGGGCAAGUCAUUACCUUCCCCUGCAACCCUAAAAUGUGGAAAUCCUUUGGAUUGGGAUACGAUCCUGUUGAUGAUCAAUUCAAAGCAUUAACCCUCGUGUCGUGUCCGUAUGGUAACCCUAGUUUCAUGGUGCACGAGGUUAUAACACUUGGAGGAGGAGGAGGAGGAGGAGUAGUAUCUCGUAGUCAAGUUACCUCCCCGCCUUAUUUCCCUAUGACUAUGGGAAUAAACAUUAACGGUUUCCUUUAUUUUGGUGCUUGUGCUCCAAGUCAAAGAGCUACUCCUGUGUUUGUGUGUUUUGAUGUUAGACAUGAGAGGUUACUGAGUUUUAUCACAACCCCUAAGGAUGUCCUGGUUUGUGGGGCUUUUUCAAUGUUGAUUGAAUACAAAGGGAAGCUAGGUGUCAUUGUACCACACCCUUUUGAUGGUCCUUGUUUCGACCGUUUUGAUCUAUGGAUACUGGAUGAUGUGGAGAAACAUGAUUGGUCUAGACAAACGUUUGAGCUUCCUUUCUCUCUUCCCUUCUCUCUUGGGAUGGGUAAGAGUGUGAGCUCUCAGGGAACCAACAAGGCUGGUGAAAUCAUUUUCUCUCCAACUACUCUACCAUACCGUGCCCAGCCCUUCUAUGUUUUCUACUACAACUUAGACACGAAAGACAUGAGAAGAGUCAGGAUCCAUGGAGUCGCAGAUACUGAAGAGUUUUGGAGCCGUUAUGGACUCACAGGCUUUUGUUGCGCAUUUUUCUCACCCAACCACGUUGAUAGCAUUGCCUCUUUAUAA
This is a messenger RNA of Eruca vesicaria subsp. sativa (arugula), 1089 nucleotides long. Lineage: Eukaryota; Viridiplantae; Streptophyta; Magnoliopsida; Brassicales; Brassicaceae. The record is from the annotation of a GenBank genome assembly.